Leptonychotes weddellii (Weddell seal) is the source of this 216-nucleotide messenger RNA. The record is from RefSeq and is a predicted model, not a curated record. Lineage: Eukaryota; Metazoa; Chordata; Mammalia; Carnivora; Phocidae.
CAUCUGCAGGAAGUGAUAGAAAUGAAGAAAAACAGCCUCUUGACUUUCCUGGCUGGGCGGUACCAGUGGGCCUCCCAGGUGGGCGCAGCACCCUUCACAGGAGGGGCAGGUGGGGAGGUGGCCAAGCGGCAGGACAUCCCGUCCCCUCAGCGGUCCCUGCAGGAGAAGGCACCUUGCAAGGAUUUCUUCUGGAAGACCUUCUCCUCCUGCAAAUAA